Messenger RNA from Grosmannia clavigera kw1407, 282 nucleotides. RefSeq lists its product as uncharacterized. The transcript has a single exon. The record is from RefSeq and is a predicted model, not a curated record. Bases 1 to 282 code for a protein of 93 amino acids. Lineage: Eukaryota; Fungi; Ascomycota; Sordariomycetes; Ophiostomatales; Ophiostomataceae.
AUGAGCUCCACCGAAACCUCACAGUACGCCGCCCAGGCCAUGUCUGGUGCUGGUGCUGCCGCUGCUGCUGCCGCUCGCAACCUCGGACCCGGCAUGCCCGUAGCCAUGCCGAAUCUGUCGGGCCAGCCGAACGGCCUGGUCGGAAACCUGCUCAAGGGCCCCAUUGACGCCAACGGGAAGCUCAAGGAUGCCGCUCUGAUGGUGGGCAUCAAGCUUGACCUGGAGGCCGAGGUCCAUCUGACGGCUCGCGUACGUGGUGACAUCCUUGUCGGCCUGUACUAG